CCCGGCCUCCGCCGCACACGACGGGCCUCACCUGGGGCCGGGGCUACUGGAGGAGGCGAGCCGACCGAAGGACCGGGAGAGCAUCCCUGUCCGCCCCGAGAAUCGCCGUCCCUGACAGCCCGCCCGCCGGUGGGUGCGCGCUUUCCUCCGCUCCCCGACACUUUGCAGACGCUCCCCGGCACCGGGCAUGGGCGCCGCUGCAGCGGUCGGUUCCCGGGCCGGAUUCCGCUCGUGGUGCUUCUGAGGCGCCCAGCUGCUGGGGUCCGUGGGAGGCUGAACCAUGAGUGACCGUAACAGCCGGAGGAGGACACUGAAGAAAGACGACGAGGCCUUCGAGAUCUCUAUUCCCUUUGAGGAGACACCCCACCUAGACCCACAGCUCUUUUACAGUCUGAGUCCCUCUCGGGGAAACUUCGAUGAGCCUCCAGAGGCUGCGUCCCCGACCAUGGCCCUGAUGAAUGGUGUCAGGGCCCAGCUGCACAUGGCCCUGGAGAGGAACUCAUGGCUGCAGAAGCGCAUCGAGGACCUGGAGGAGGAGAGGGACUUCCUACGGUGUCAGCUGGACAAGUUCAUCUCCUCUGCGCGCAUGGAUGCUGAGGACCACUGCAGGGUGAAGCCUGGGCCCCGGCGAGCUGAGGGCGAUGGCCGGGGUGGGGCUGCAGGUGAGGCCUCUGACCCUGAGUCUGCUGCCUCCUCGCUCAGCGGGGUGUCUGAAGAAGGCAGUACCAUGGAGAGGAAGAGGCAGAAGCAGAAGGGAGGCGCUGGCAGGAGGCGCUUUGGGAAGCCCAAGGCCCGGGAGAGGCAGCGGGUGAAGGACGCUGACGGUGUCCUCUGCCGCUACAAGAAGAUCCUGGGCACCUUCCAAAAGCUGAAGAGCAUGUCGCGGGCCUUUGAACACCACCGCGUGGACCGCAACACUGUGGCGCUGACCACUCCCAUUGCGGAGCUGCUCAUCGUAGCCCCCGAGAAGCUGGCGGAGGUGGGCGAGUUCGACCCCUCCAAGGAGCGUCUGCUUGAGUACUCCCGCCGCUGCUUCCUGGCCCUGGAUGAUGAGACCCUCAAGAAGGUGCAAGCCCUCAAGAAGAGCAAGUUGCUGCUUCCCAUCACCUACCGCUUCAAGCGGUGAUCCCGCUCCACCUGGCUCCGGACACGCCAUCCAGCCCCCGCUCCGCUUCCCUCCCAUCCCCUGCCUGGCACGCAGAGAGCGUGCGCACGAGUGGGGUGCCCCUCGGCAGGGCUUGGGAGUGGGUAGCGUCCUUCUGUGUGUGCCUCCCCACCCUCCUGCAGACGCCCACUCCCGCCCCAGGCCCCUUGUAUAUACAAUAGAUCUGCUCUCCUUCCAACCCACUUUCCCAGCAUCCUUCCCAUUCCCACGGUUGGGAGGGUCUCACUUAACCAAGUUCCCAGGGACCUGGUAAACACUGGCACCCCUCCUGCCCUCACUGGGCCCUUCGUCCAGGGAAAAGGGCGGGACUCUGAGGGGCGGGCACACUGUACAUACCCCGCCUCUGCCCCCAGCCCCGAGGACACGCACUCUGGACCUUCCCCAACUCCAUAUGAGACAGAGAAUUAUUCAGAGAAUUUAAAUUAAAAAAGAUGAUAA
Molecule: messenger RNA, 1603 nt
Organism: Artibeus jamaicensis (Jamaican fruit-eating bat)
Lineage: Eukaryota; Metazoa; Chordata; Mammalia; Chiroptera; Phyllostomidae
Gene: CCDC106
Product: coiled-coil domain containing 106
Exons: 6
Coding region: 281-1126 (281 amino acids)
Cellular component (GO): nucleoplasm
Source: RefSeq, a predicted model, not a curated record